Lingula anatina is the source of this 2355-nucleotide messenger RNA. Its product is annotated as parafibromin-like. Gene Ontology annotation, cellular component: Cdc73/Paf1 complex. The record is from RefSeq and is a predicted model, not a curated record. Gene Ontology annotation, molecular function: RNA polymerase II complex binding. Gene Ontology annotation, biological process: positive regulation of transcription elongation by RNA polymerase II; transcription elongation by RNA polymerase II. NCBI's taxonomy places the organism in Eukaryota, Metazoa, Brachiopoda, Lingulata, Lingulida, Lingulidae.
CCGUACCCCCAUUAUUAUCAUCCCAGCUGCCACCACCUCACUCAUUACUAUGUAUAAUGCUAAGGACAUACUACAGGAUCUCAAAUUUGUCAGCACGGAAGACAAGAGGGCGCAGGGCACCAAGCGCGACAACGAGGUGCUGAUACAGAGGGGGAAGGACGGCGGUACCACAGUGCCCUACAGAAUAAUUGACAGUAUUGCAAAACUUAACCCUGAUGAUUGGGACAGGGUUGUGGCAGUGUUUGUCCAGGGUCCUGCCUGGCAGUUUAAAGGCUGGCCAUGGGGUGGAAAUCCUGUGGAAAUAUUCUCCAGAAUUCGAGGUUUCCACGUGAAAUGGGCAGAGUUACCACUGGAUAACAAUGUGGCAAAAUGGGAUGUGUGUGUUUUGAAUCUAGACAGACACCGGCGCCAUCUAGAUCGGGCCACAUUACAGCAGUUCUGGGUCACACUAGACAAGUAUCUGACAAAAUUCAAGCCUCACCUACGGUUCUGAAGCAGGAAAAGUUUUAUCAGAGGGCGAGGAAUGUAUUGGAACCCAUUGGCUUGUGUCAUGAGGUACUGAGAAUGUGGUGUGACAAACACAUAUGCUGUCAUUGUGUCCCAGCAAAGUUGCUAGUUGACGUGAUGUUGCUCAAAGUAUUUAGAUCUUCGGUUUGACAACAGUGAUGUUUUGACCCACAGACCGAUUCUGUACAGCUUUUUAGCGGUAAUAAAGGAAUAACCUUGCUGGAUUGAGAGGCCAAGUUGAAAGAGUGAUUUGCAACUUUGCUGAGAUUUGCACAUUUCAGCUCAAUGAAUGAAACUACUUUUACAGCUCUACAGGUGUCACCAGAGUCUAGAAGAAAUUUUUAAAAUGUACUGUUAUAUAAUGCUCACUUUUAAUUAGAGUUGUUCAAAACUUUUGAAAGAGAGACAUAAUUCCUUGAGAACACUUGGAACUGAGUUCUUGUGGUUUUAAGACCACAGAGUUGGCAAUGGAGAGAGCUUAUUGAAUGUUACUUACAAGUACAUUAUAUUUUCACCCAAUACCAUGCUGAACCUUAGCCAGUGUAAUAUUUCUACAAGGAUCCUAAAUUGAAAUGUCAGUCCUUGUCUUUUUUUUUUUUUUUUUGACACCAUUUUCAAUCAGAAACAUUUAUAUAUGGUGUCAGAUUUAGUUUUACUUGGGAUUUAUGUGGAAUUAAGUCUACCAAUGCAUAGGUGAUCAGCACAGAAGUCUGGAUGGAUGUAGAUGGAUGCAAGCCAUACAAAAAUUAAUGCCCACACUUUUAAUACAGGCAAUACCAAUGUCAUUGGGCGUCAGGCAAAGCUUGGUCAAUUAAAGAAAAAUAUUUAUGACAUUUCUAUGUGAAGUAUAGAAAUUGACUCUUAAGUAAGACUUGUAAGAACAUUGCAAGAGCACUUUAAGCAGUGACAUUUAUUUUCAUUAAUGGCAUGGCUGAAUUAUGCCAUUGUGGAUAGAAUUUUUUCUCCAUUUGGAGGAUUUGAUCCUUUUUAUGUGUAAAAAAGACUAGAGUUUUCAUGGAUUUUGUAUAAACUGUUAUAUAAUGGGUAUUUGGGGUUGGACCCUAUUUUAGUAUUCUCCAUUUACAUGUACUAUAUAUACCACAAGUUGAAAAUGCAACUGUACAUAUAUUGAUAUUACUUUGAUUUGAACCUAUAUUAGGGGCUUCAGAGCUUGCAUUGUCUGAAUCAUGAAAUGAACAAAAAAAUGUGGAAAUUUGGCGCAGUGAUUACUUUUAUGGUCAUUUUGGAGAAAGUGUUUUCUGUAUCUCACUUGAUUCAUUCAAACAUUUGUCUAAGAUAUUUUUAAGACAUGAAAAAUGAGUAAACAGAACUCACGAAGACUUGUCAAUUCUCAUGGUGAUCCUCAUUUCACAGUGAGUGACAUGAAUGUCUGGUUUAUUACUUUAUACAGUAUUUAUUACCCAUACGGAUAUCAUAUGACUGAAAUGAACCUUAGAUGCAGGGAAAAGAUCUACUGUUUACUGGCUUUGGGUGAAAGUCAUAAAUGUAUAUAGACAUAUAAUGUUGUAAAAAUGAACACUGAUAAUAGUUAUUUUGGUUAAAAAUGAAGAGAAUUCUCCGUAUGAGGCAUUGUGUAUAUUUGUGAAUAUGAAAUUGAAUUAUAAGAAAGCCAUGUCUAUUAAUAAAAUAUAAAUGCCAGAAAUAUCUCCAUUUUUAUAUGAAUGCAUGAAGAAUAGACCUUCAACAAAUAUUCAAAACACCAAGAGACAUGGAAAUGUAACCGUAGCUUUAAUUGGUUAAAUUUUAAAAUGUUACUGAGUGUGCCUGUGCAGGAUUCAAGUUCAACAAAGUUUGUGUUAUGUAAAUUAAAAAAAAAAAAAAAAAAAA